Molecule: messenger RNA, 3910 nt
Organism: Glycine soja
Lineage: Eukaryota; Viridiplantae; Streptophyta; Magnoliopsida; Fabales; Fabaceae
Product: U-box domain-containing protein 13-like
Exons: 4
Coding region: 51-1244 (397 amino acids)
Biological process (GO): protein ubiquitination
Cellular component (GO): cytoplasm; nucleus
Molecular function (GO): ubiquitin-protein transferase activity
Source: RefSeq, a predicted model, not a curated record
UAUUUUCGGUGUUCUCGCUUCGCUCCUUCUACUAUCUUUAAUUUUUAUCCAUGGCGGAACCGGAAGCGGAGUCUUUUCGGAUGCUCCGGAACCUGACCCGAAUCGUGAUCCAAAUCUCCACCCUCUCCUCCGCCGCAUCCUUUGUGCCCAUCCUCAAGCCCCAAUGCUGCGACCUCGCUCGCCGAAUAAGGUUCCUCGCUGCCCUCUUCCAGGAACUGCACGACGACAUCGUUUCGAGCCGCGCGGUUCACUUCCUCGCGCUCGAAGACGCGCUCUUCAAGGCCAUGGAACUGCUCCGAUUCGCCACACGCGCCAGCCAGGUCUUCACGAUACUGGAUAGAGAGCAAGUUAUGUUCGGAUUCACUGAUGUUGCUGUUCGGUUUGAACAUGCAUUAAGCAUGAUCUCCUUUGGCGAGCUUGAUGUUUCUGAAGAAAUUAAGGAGCAGGUUGCACUUGUGAUCACUCAGUUUAGAAGAGCCAAAGCGCAGUUUGAUCCGCCUGGUUUUCAGCUUUACGAGCAUCUGUUGUUUGUUUACAACCAGAGCUAUGAUGUGAAUACUGAAACUGCUGAACUACGUGUAAUCUGUGAAAAGCUACAAUUUCUCAAUGUGGAUGACAUCAAGCAAGAGUCACUUGCUCUGCAAAAGAUGGUUGUAGACAAGGGUGGCUAUUCUCAGAAAAACAUACAUGAUAUGUCAUUAGUAGUGCUGAAAAAAAUUCAAGAUUUCUUGGUGAUGGAAUCUGGAAACAAUAUUGUGUCACCAAGUGAGGAUUUCUCUCAUCAUACUGAUGAGCCAUAUCUAAAACUAUGCCCACAAUCACUGGUUAUACCUGAUGAGUUUCGCUGCCCAAUAUCUCUAGAGCUAAUGAAAGAUCCUGUUAUCAUUUGCACAGGGCAGACAUAUGAUCGAUCUUGCAUAAAGAAAUGGCUUGAAGCAGGGCAUAGAACAUGUCCCAUGACUCAACAGAUUCUUUCCACCUCCAUCCUCAUACCCAACCAUGCUUUAUAUGGCCUGAUAUCAAGUUGGUGUGAGGCAAAUGGAGUGGAACCGCCUAAAAGGUCAGGAAAUUUAUGGCUCUGUAAGACAACAUCAGAUGGCUCUUCUGAAUUCAUAGAUCUUGAUAUCUUAGUGAGCAAACUUUCUUCCAAUGAUAUCGAGGAACUUCGAUGUGCAGUAGGUGAGCAUUGUAUCAAAAUCGAACACAUUUCUUCACUUCCUCUGUCUUUCUCUCUCUCUCUCUAACACACACACACACAUACACAAAAAAAACAAUAUUGUGGAAGACAGUUUAGAAUUGUUGGUGAUGCCCAUCAAAUUUUGUUUGGUUAAUUAGUGGUAGAAAUAGGUAUAUGGAAGGAUGAAGGGUUAUUGUUUGUAGUUAUUAAAAGCCUUAACAGCAGGAGGCAUUUGCAAACAAUAUAUUGAUUAUUGUGGUAAUAAUGUGGUUUAAUGGGUAGGAUUGCUAGCUGUUUGGGUUCUGGGAACAGAACUUAUGACAUUAGUAAUUUUUACUUUUUUAGAUUGGUGGGUUUAGGGAAAAUCAGGGUCAAGUCAACUAAAGAUUUGAGGGGACAGUUUUUUGAUGAUGCAAACCAAUGAAAUUUGAUGAAAAUGUGAAGCAGAAGAUAAGAUGAAGAAAAUAAACCAUGACAUCAAAGCUAGACUAAUAGGAUUUGCAUGCAGGAUAAGAGUUUGAAAUAAAUAAUCAAUAGGAUUGCAUUAUGCUGCUAUUCCUUCUCUGGGAAAGAAAGUAUUACUAUGUCUUAAACAGACCUAUAUUUUGUUCUGCCUUAAGUAGAAAUAACUGAAUAAGUCAUAAAUCAUAUUUCUUUUAGGAUUUUGACUAUACUAAUACUUAUUGUUACCAUAAAAUAAUUAUGAUUGGUAUGGUCUUUGCAAUAUUGAGGGCGAGCCCUGGUGCAGCGGUAAAGUUGUGCCUUGGUGACUUGUUGGUCAUGGGUUCGAAUCCGGAAACAGCCUCUUUGCAUAUGCAAGGGUAAGACUGCGUACAACAUCCCUCCCCCAUACCUUCGCAUAGCGAAGAGCCUCUGGGCAAUGGGGUACGAAGUUUUUUAUGGUCUUUGCAAUAUUACAAUCACCCCUCGCUCAAAUCUAAGCCAAAACAUUAAGCUGAUUUGAUCUUAAAGGCUCAUGCUUUCCUGUGUUCAGUAAUCCUCUGAGCACUGGACAAAACUUUGGUACUGUGAAAUUACUGCUGCUGUAAAGUGUAGUAUUAAAAAUAAUCCUCAUAUUUCAAAAGUUCUACUAAAAUGACAAAAGGUAAAUGAAGGAUAAAGAAAUACUGGGCUAUAAUACAAAACUUUGGCUUUUGUUUUCUUAGUCCUAGCUUCCUUAUUUUUCCUGUGGUUUUAACACUUCUACAAACUACAAAGGACAAUGUUUUCUUUUCUUUUUUUCUUGUGUGUGCAUGCAGGGAUUAUUUUAUUUAAAAACAAUUUAUUUUCUGCUUUUGUUCAUAAGCAUGAUUUAAUGUUAGAUUGUACCAUUCUCAAAAUUGCUAAGCUUUUCUCCAUAGUUCCAAGUAUGAUGGCACCUACAACUGGUGGCCUGGUGAACUCCAUUGUGGGUUUAAUGCAGAGACAGGUUCAAAUGUUUCUCUGUUUUCAAAGAAAUUUCACUUUGCUUGUUGACAUCUUUUUAGUUUGAGAACAAUGCUUGUUUAGGGAUCUCUCAAAUCACCAGCCUUGUAUUUCCUUUGGAUUAUAUACAUUGCCUUUAUCCUCAUUUUAAUGCAGGGGAGCUCUGACUUCUUGCCAAGCAAAAUAGUCAAAAUCGAAUGCUGAUUGCUGAAGCGGGUGCUAUACCCCACCUUGUUGAUCUCCUCUAUGCACCUGAUGCUGGCACCCAAGAGCAUGUAGUUACUGCUCUCCUGAACUUGUCUAUCAAUGUGGAUAAUAAAGAGCGCAUCAUGGCUUCAGAGGCUGUGCCAGGCAUCCUUCAUGUGCUAGAAAAUGGUAGUAUGGAAGCUCAGGAAAAUGCAGCAGCCACCUUUUUCAGCCUCUCUGGGGUGGAUGAGAACAGAGUGGCAAUUGGUGCGUCUGGAGCAAUCCCAGCAUUAGUUACUCUAUUUUGUGAGGGAAGUCAAAGAGGGAAGGUGGAUGCCGCAAAAGCACUAUUCAAUCUGUGUUUAUCCCAAGGGAACAAAGGACAAGCAAUUAGGGCUGGUAUUGUCCCUAAGUUGAUAGAAAUGCUAACAGAACCUGAUGGGGAUAUGAGGGAUGAGGCAAUGACAAUAAUGGCUGUAGUGGCUAACCAUUCUGAUGGACAAGCAGCAAUUGGAUCUAUGAAUGUUGUAUCCACUUUGGUGGAAUUAGUCAGUAACAGAUCUCCUGGGAACAAAGAGAAUGCAACUUCAGUGUUGCUUCUCCUAUGUAAUGGAGACCCUUUUUAUUUGUCCAUUGUCAGUUCACUUGGGUUGGUCAAUCCUCUCUUGGACCUGGCAGGAAAUGGUUCAGAAGGGCCAAGCGGAAAGCUUCCCAGCUUCUAGAGUUGAUAGGAAACCAUUGAGACUAUACUUGGAAAACUGCCAGCUAGAUUUUAGGUGCAUCUGUUGCUAUUUUAUGUUACAGCAGAUGGCAAAGAUAGUGAUUGUAGAUGUGAUUUAUACAAUAGGUUACUAUAAUAUAGGAUCCCCAAUAUUUCCUUUUCAUUUUUUAGUUUAAAGGAAAUUUCCAUUUUACUCUACCAAUCAAUCAUUUAGUUGAAUUGAAUCACUUGUGCUGUAGAGCUUGUAGGAAGGGUUAAGGUGGCUGUUAAACACAUAGUAGAAAUACAGAUAUUUGUAAUCAGAAGAAAAAAUUGUAAACUUCUUCAUCCCAAACUCCUACUGACUUAAUGGCAUUUUGUUUUUUUGAAAUGAAAUGUCUUCAACAGUUGUUUAAGCCUAA